GAAGCGCAUUAUUAAAGUCGGCGGAAGUUGUGAGUUCUCAUGUUUUGCGCGCUACCUGCGCUUCUGGAACUAUUCCGCACGAAGCCAUUGCCAGCCUGAGCGAUUCUGUGAAUUAACGUUCUUUUAAAGCUUUUGGAGGCUUCAAGCUAGUCCUGAAAUCACUACUUGGUUGUUUUGCUUCAUAAGCUGUCAAUAUGGAGCAGAACAACAGCAUACCUCCUUUCCCUCCAGGGCUGGCAUCUCCGCAGGGAUCCAUGACGCCUGUCCUUUUCAGUCCCAUGAUGCCGUAUGGCUCAGGUCUUACACCACAGCCAGUGCAGAACACCAACAGCUUGUCCCUUCUGGAGGAGCAGCAGAGACAGCAACAGCAGCAGCAACAACAACAACAAGCAGCGGCCUCACAACAGCAGAGUGGGAUGGUGGGAGGUUCAGGCCAGACACCCCAGCUGUACCACUCACAAGUCUCCACCACAACAGCACUGCCAGGCAACACCCCACUUUAUACCACACCACUCACCCCUAUGACCCCCAUUACCCCUGCCACACCGGCCUCAGAGAGCUCUGGCAUCGUCCCCCAGUUACAGAAUAUUGUGUCUACUGUGAACUUGGGGUGCAAACUUGACUUGAAGACGAUAGCACUCCGAGCCAGAAAUGCUGAAUAUAAUCCAAAGCGUUUUGCUGCCGUCAUCAUGAGAAUACGAGAACCCAGAACAACAGCACUCAUCUUCAGCUCAGGGAAGAUGGUGUGCACUGGAGCCAAAAGUGAGGAACAGUCCCGAUUGGCAGCCAGAAAGUAUGCCAGAGUGGUGCAGAAGUUGGGUUUUCCUGCCAAAUUCUUAGACUUCAAAAUUCAGAACAUGGUUGGCAGCUGCGACGUCAAGUUUCCCAUCCGAUUAGAGGGCCUGGUGCUUACACACCAGCAGUUUAGCAGCUAUGAACCGGAGCUAUUUCCUGGAUUAAUCUACAGAAUGAUCAAACCCAGAAUCGUCCUUUUAAUAUUCGUUUCAGGAAAAGUUGUACUUACAGGUGCAAAGGUUAGAGGAGAAAUUUAUGAAGCAUUUGAGAAUAUAUACCCUAUCCUGAAAGGAUUCAGGAAGACUACGUAAUCUUGUUCUGAUAUCGCUGGUGAAUUACUUCCUGAGCCCACCAGUAUGUCUGGGGUGACCUACGCAGUUUUAUUUUCUUUUCUAAGCCUGUAAAUAUGGAGGACACAUUUUCACUCAAAGUUAACAGAUUUGAGGGUUAAAAAUGCUUUUAUUUUCUUUUUAAAAUGUUUAUCACCUGCUAUUUGGUUUUCAAAAUACUGUUUUAACGAUGUCCGAACAUUUUAAUGUUUUGAAUUCUUUUAUGGUUUUAUGAUGUUAAAAUGUUAAUUUCAUACUUUUACACAUUCCCUUUAUUAGUAGGUUUUAUGUACUGCUUUUCCGAUUGUCUGUAAGUGAGAGGAAUCAGUCUGUAGCAAGCAAUGUCCAUGUUGAUCAGUGCAUGGGGAACUUUUGUUUUAAGAAGUGCAUUUAGGUUAUUUUCCAACAACGCUUUGGAAACAAGUUUGCGAAUCAUCAUCGUUGUUGAAGUCAUCAUGUGGAUUUGGCCUUUUAAGUUACGGUUUUCAAAUGAGAUUGGUUGACAGAUCUAACGGAUUUAAUUGCCAUUUCAUUGUAUGAUGUCUAGGUCUCCCAAUAGCCCCAUGUAAAGCACUGACAUCUUAAUUUAAUACUUUCAUCUAUGUAACUAAUUUACUUUGCUACAUUGAAUGCAAAUAAAUGUUUGCCAACUUCAGUCUAUCA
Molecule: messenger RNA, 1787 nt
Organism: Carassius auratus (goldfish)
Lineage: Eukaryota; Metazoa; Chordata; Actinopteri; Cypriniformes; Cyprinidae
Gene: tbp
Product: TATA box binding protein
Exons: 8
Coding region: 195-1106 (303 amino acids)
Biological process (GO): DNA-templated transcription initiation
Molecular function (GO): DNA binding
Source: RefSeq, a predicted model, not a curated record